AACUGGGAAUGAUUUGGACAUAAAUGCAACGUAUUGAACCCAUUAGAUUCUUUAAAUGUUUCUCUUCAAUGCGCAACGGAAACGAGUACUAUACUGUUUUGUUAACGUAUUUCUAUUGUUUUUGUACCCAAAACGAUAAAAAUGGCACCGGUAUUGAUUUUGAGAGCAAAGAAACUCGACAUUCCAAAUAGGUUCUGCCAUUCAAGAUUUGAAUGGUUUGCGUGUAUAAACGAUAAGAUUACCGACUUAUCAAUCUGAGGAAAAAAUGAACUCUAAGCAAUAUUGCCACUAUCAGCUCAGUCAUUUUUCGAACUUCGAUAGAAUAAUCCAGUGAUAAUGUGGUCCGCUUUUGUUGUAUUACUCUCAUUCACUUUUGCAAGUGCAAAUCCAUUCCCAAAUCAUCGAAUAAUGAACGGAAACGAAGCAACUCCCGGUCAGUUUCCGUACAUGGUUUCCCUGCAAAUGGUGUUCGACGGAAACGUACAGCAAUGUGCAGGAUCGUUGAUAUCCCAUCGCUAUGUGCUAACCGCUGCCCACUGUUUGUAUAAUCCAACGUCGGGUACCGCCAUCAUUGGCGCUCACAAUCUUGCCGAAGAGGAAGAUCAUCGAAUUGAAAUGGACCUGACAACGGACAACUUUAUCUUACAUGAAGACUUCUUCCCGGUCAGUAUGCGAAAUGAUCUGGGAUUAGUCCGUCUUCCGGAAGAAGUCGAAUUCUCCGGAUACAUUCAACCUGUCAAGUUGCCUCGGUGGUCCGACGGAGACUUCACCGGGUACAUGGGGACAUUCGCAGGAUGGGGCGUCACGCAGGAACCCGCAACGGAGUACUCCGAUGUGCUGAUGUACAUAAACAAUCGGAUCUACUCGAACGAGGAGUGUCAGGAGCGGUUCUGGGUUCCUAUGCUGAUUGAGGAGCAGAACGUGUGCAUGUCUGGCGAGGAAGGCAGAUCGGCUUGUAUUGGAGAUUCUGGAGGUCCAGCGACGGUUCAAGUGGGAGCGGAUGUGGUUCAGAUCGGGGUGUUCUCAUUUGGACCUGCUUCACAUUGUCUGGAUGCGAUUCCGAUUGUUUGCGCGAGAGUCUCAUAUUAUCUUGGAUGGAUCCAAGCAAAUUCUGAUGUGAUAAUAGAGGCGUAGUGAGAUUAAAUGUUAUGUUGAAGAAUUUACAGUUGUUAUUUCCAUUUUUCAAUAUUUUCGAAUAUGCAAAUGAGGGUGAUGAAAAUCAUCGGAACGGUACAGACUCGAUUUCUCCUAUAAUUGUUCAUUUCGCAAAAUAUCCUUCUGUGAGCAAAGAGGCCAAUGUCUUAAGCGAUCGAAAAAGAAAAUCAAGCCGCGAUGAAAACCCGGCAACCAAUAAUAUCGCAUAUCCCGCGCCAGCAAAUGAGCGUGCAAAAUAAACCGGCUGAAAUGCGCGAGUCCAGUAGUGUUGACGACAGCGACUUGUCCAAACUCGUUUUCCGCCACUUCUUCACACUUGAGAAAUCCCCCGGUGACCGAGCGUGUGUCCCGGGCAGGGCAAGCAGCAAUCGUCAUCCCCCGGUCAUCUGCGUCGUCUGCACCCUGGCAUUGCUGGGCUGCUCGCGCGCACCUCCAGCGAGAAAUCGGCUGAGCAGGGAGCGAUCAUUAACGUUUCUCCAGUUCCACUUCUUCGAAAGCUUUAUUUCCCUUGGGUUGAUCCUCGCGCGCAAGCCGACGAUGCAGCGGCGGCCGCUGACCUGUCCAGUCCACGACCUGCCCCGGCCGGCCUCUGUCAGCGGUGGGGAGCGUGCGUGCGCGAGCCGAACCUGUAUGUGACGUUCGUAUGUUUAUACUUAUAUUGGCGAAUUCGAUCUCCAAGGGGUAUCAAUUUAACACUUUGGUCUCCACCAUUCAUACUUCUUUUCACCGAUCCGAUGUACAUAAAGCAUUUUCGUGGCGGUGAUCUUUUGCUCAUUUUGACUGUCAAGUCUAUAAAAGUACUGUGGGUGAAGAUGUGAAUUUAAGCUGGUUUAAUUGUUAUUCAUAUUUGUAGCUUUUGAAAACUCCAGAAUUUAUAGCUUAUUUCUAAUAUGUGAUGAAUGGCUCAAUUAUUUGAUUUAGUUUUUGGAUUCCAAGCCACCAUAGCCAAUAACCUAACAAAAAGCGUUAUACCUUUCAACUCAGCAAAACUGUCGUCAAACCUAGCGCCGAAUUCAAACACACAUAUCUCAUGCAAGAUACGAAUCGCCUUAUGGCGGAAGAUAGCGAAACGGUUUGACAAGGGCGAUAACAUGUGGCUCAGGGUGACUGGUUUUGCAUAUGUUUCUCCCUGAGAUAAACGAGCAGUGGAGCACUAAUCCGGCCGUUGUUGUGGGAACUCCAUCAGGGAUAACUCCACGAAUUUGAC
Aedes albopictus (Asian tiger mosquito) is the source of this 2362-nucleotide messenger RNA. RefSeq names its product brachyurin-like. The record is from RefSeq and is a predicted model, not a curated record. Lineage: Eukaryota; Metazoa; Arthropoda; Insecta; Diptera; Culicidae. The transcript has a single exon. The coding region runs from base 337 to 1134 and encodes 265 amino acids. Gene Ontology annotation, biological process: proteolysis. Gene Ontology annotation, molecular function: serine-type endopeptidase activity.